This is a messenger RNA of Fonsecaea pedrosoi CBS 271.37, 1731 nucleotides long. RefSeq lists its product as uncharacterized. Gene Ontology annotation, biological process: endocytosis; actin filament organization. Lineage: Eukaryota; Fungi; Ascomycota; Eurotiomycetes; Chaetothyriales; Herpotrichiellaceae. Gene Ontology annotation, cellular component: plasma membrane; endosome; clathrin vesicle coat. The record is from RefSeq and is a predicted model, not a curated record. Bases 1 to 1731 code for a protein of 576 amino acids. Gene Ontology annotation, molecular function: clathrin binding; phospholipid binding. The transcript is spliced from 4 exons.
AUGUCGAAAGUCGUGAGAAGUGUUAAAAAUGUCACAAAGGGAUACAGUAGUGUUCAGGUCAAGGUGCGAAAUGCUACCUCCAACGAUCCAUGGGGCCCGACGGGUACGGACAUGGCUGAGAUUGCAGCCCUCACAUUCAACAACCCGAGUGACUUCUACGAGAUCAUGGAUAUGCUCGAUAAGCGGCUAAACGACAAAGGCAAGAACUGGCGACAUGUGCUGAAGUCAUUGAAAGUCCUUGACUAUUGUCUGCACGAGGGCUCGGAACUGGUGGUCACCUGGGCUAGAAAGAACAUUUACAUCAUCAAGACAUUGCGAGAGUUCCAAUAUAUUGAUGAGGAUGGCAGAGACGUGGGACAAAACGUCCGCACAUCUGCCAAAGAAUUGACUGCACUCAUCCUGGACGAGGAUCGUCUGCGCAGCGAACGCUCCGACCGCAAAUUGUGGAAGGCCCGUGUCGCGGGAAUUGACGAAUACGCAAAGCAGGCCAUCGCUGGUCCUACCUAUCCUCAACGCAGUCAAAAGCGUAACGAUCAAGCAGACGAUAUUCCACCUGAGGAGGAAAUCCAAAUUAGAAAGGCAAUUCGUGAUAGCGCCGAAGACGAGGCUCGCAGGCGUCAAAACGAGCAGGAUGAUGAACAAGAUCCGGAUGUCCUGAGAGCGAUACAGCUCAGUAAGGAGGAAGCGGAGCAACGUGCCCGGAAGCUUGAGGAGCAAAACGCUGCUUUACUUGUGGAUGACACGCCCGCGCCACCACCAGCGCAGAAUCAGCCAACUGGAUACAAUCAGGGCUACCAACAACAGCCUGCUGUGGAUUGGUUUGGUAAUCCACUUCAACAGCAACCACAGAGCACCGGCUUCUUGAACAACCAAUACGCCCAGCCACAGCAGACAGGGUUUCAAAACGGGUUCGCCAAUGGCUUUCAGCCUGUCCAUCCAACAGGAUAUGAUCAAUUCGGCCAGCCACCAUUCUUGCAGCAGCAGAACACUAUCCAACCUCAGCAGACUGCGUUUCAGACCAAUAAUCCGUAUGGUGUGCAGCCUUCUGGUGACCUGUUCGGAAUCCAGUCACCUCAGCAAAAUCACCUCCAGCCUGGAACAAACAACCCUUGGGCCAGUCCAUCACCCCAAACCCCGGCUGCACUCAAGCCGUUGCCUACUGGGUCCAAUAAUCCCUUCGCACAGAGAGCGCAGCAGUCAUCCCCAUCGCCCUUCGCCCGGCCAAGCACUCAGCCUUCGCUGGGCACUCUGUUCGAGUCGCAGCCCACCACGCAAUUCACCCAGCCUUCCCAACCCAAUCCAAUCACGAGUUACUCAGCACCGCAGCCGACCUUCCAGCACCAAGCCAACCCAAUCACGAAUUACACAGCACCACAGCCGACCUCCCAGCAACAACAAAAGCCAGUCAAUCCACAACAUGCCAAGCUCAAUGCCUUGUUGGCUUCAGGGGAAGGGCAGGAUACAUUUGGAAACACAGGCGAUCUGCGUAUUCCAGCCCAACAUACCGCACCAGGAACGUUUGUCAAUUCGGCUGGGCAAGGUCUCGAUCGCCUGCGCGCCGCACAAACCGGCACCAACCCUUUCUUUUCAGCCCAGGCUACCGGGUUUGGCCAACAAAUGCCAGCUCAAACCGGGCCAGGUAGUGCAUUCGCGGGCGGGUAUGGUCAGCAGAAUAAUCCGUACGGAGCUCGGCUGGCUGGUCAACAGGGCGGGAGUUUGAUUGACCUGUAA